Messenger RNA from Fusarium vanettenii 77-13-4, 3084 nucleotides. RefSeq lists its product as uncharacterized. The transcript has 4 exons. The record is from RefSeq and is a predicted model, not a curated record. NCBI's taxonomy places the organism in Eukaryota, Fungi, Ascomycota, Sordariomycetes, Hypocreales, Nectriaceae. The coding region runs from base 1 to 3084 and encodes 1027 amino acids. Gene Ontology annotation, molecular function: protein binding.
AUGACACCCUCACCAUCAAGCCAGGCCCUCGAGCCUCGGCAUCCUAAACCUACGCAAACAGUCUCGGUGAACAUCUCGGAAGGCUCCCAGAACCGCUCUCGUCGCUUCCAGCUCGAAGUGAGCGAGUGUGUCGAGACAAAGACCGUUACGACCACGACUCGCCUCACCCGAAAGUUCCCACACGUAUUUGUUCGCGAUCCCGUCCCUCUCGAGAAUCUCGAUACCAAGGAAUAUCCGCUCGCAAUGAAGCCUACACCUCCCGAGUUGAUCCAGUUCUCGUACAACAUGCCUGGAACGAAUGAGGUCGAAGACGACGACGAAGAGGAGCGGUCUAUAGGCCAGCAGUGCGCCACUAACACCCUCAAGGCUGAGUCCCCUCAAGAGAACCUUCCCCUCACCCGGAUACCCAAGCAUCGAUCCCAGUCCCCAUCAGAAGGCUACCCUCGCCGUGCUCGUGCAUCUCGGACAAGUCCUAUCGAAUCUCCCGAUUCUUCUGCCCCGACUUCGAACCCUUCUCGACGACCUGCUCGAUCCACCCAGCUCAACGCCGUGUCGGAUAAGCUCCGACGCUCUAUUGCCCACAGCUCCAGCCGCCGUGAUCCCGCAGAAAGAUUACCUCGGGGCUCUUCAGGCUUCUUGGCUACUCCCGAUACAUCAGAAGUCGUUGGAGCAGCUGAUCGGUCAGCUCGAAGACGAUCGCUUCAUCUCGAACGACAUCACUCACCCGAGGCAUCCUCGUCCGCACAAAGUCCUCACUACGAGGCCACCAGCCCCGUAGAGAGCGACUCCCACACAGUUUUCAGCAGCAAUGUGGCCACCCCACCAAUUACUGAUGCCGACGCUGAGCCUUUCGCUGACGUUGAUGGAUCUCUCCACCAGCCGCUAAGACCAUUCAACCCCCGGCCGAGCAUCGACGUUGUUACCGCUCAGGAUGCCAGUCUCCCUAGUCCUAGAUUGUCUCCGACACUUGCAGCCGCUCAGCUACACACCGCCGACCAGGACGAGGAAGACCCCCAGUCCAGCUUCCAGACCUCCCACACAGACCCGUCCACCUGGGUCGAUGAAUCACAGUUGACCGAGGACGGUACUUCGACAGCCCUGGUCCGCGCUGGCCAAUCUCAUGACAACUAUGCUCUUACCCGAACCGAUUCGUCUGGUCAGCCUCUUGUGGUCGACACGCAAACCCUGCUGGAGGCUUUCGAUUCGAUGAAGACGGAGAUGAAGACAUUCAUGAUGUACCAGUUCCUUCGCCGCUGCCCCCGACCUACCCUCCGCGUUGUUGCCAACGCUGUCAACCCUGCUCUCAAGUGCGACUUUCUUCGACAGCUGCCACUCGAACUUGGCUACACCGUCUUGUCCCACCUCGACCACCGCGAUCUCUGCCGAGCCGCUCAGGUUUCCAAGCACUGGCGUAACAUUGUCGAUCGAAACGAGACUGGCUGGAAGGAGCUGUUUGACCGUGAUGGCUACACUCUGCCUCCCGGCGAGCUUCAGAAGGCCAUCCUUCAGGGCUGGGGCUGGCAGGAUCCCGUUGGUGCUUCCGGCUAUGAGAAGGACCUGAGCAUGCGAAACCGACUGACUUCGACUGAGCACGAGCUCACUCGAAACCUCCGACAGGAAACAGCUUCCAAGUCGCGGGCUUCCAAGCGGAAGAGAGCUCUCAACACUUAUUCGGCUGCCGAGAGAUCCAAGCGACGCGCCAGCGCUCAGGAGGCAGUGACCCGUGACGACAAGGCCCAGCCUGAGGCCAAACAGCACAAGUCGGAGGGCCCUCUGUCUGCUGCUAAUGCCGCAGCCGCCGCCGUGCCUGACCCCCAACUUGGGCUUCCCAGUCUCCGCGAGCUGCACCUCUUCAAAUCUUUGUACCGCCGUCACCACAUGAUCCGUAAGAGUUGGACCAGCGGCGAGGUGAAGCCCGGGCAUGUGGCGUUCGCUGCUCACCCCCGUCACGUCAUCACUUGCCUCCAAUUCGACGAGGACAAGAUCAUUACCGGCAGCGACGAUACCCUCAUUCACAUCUACGACACCAAGACUGGCAAGCUCCGCAAGAAGCUGGAGGGCCACGAGGGUGGCGUCUGGGCCUUGCAGUACGAAGGCAACAUGCUCGUUUCUGGUAGUACCGAUCGAUCUGUUCGCGUGUGGGAUAUCGAACGGGGGCUCUGUCAGCAGGUCUUCUAUGGGCACACUAGCACUGUGCGUUGCCUGCAGAUCCUGAUGCCUACUGAGACGGGCAGAGAUUCCAGCGGCAGCCCCAUUAUGCAACCCGAGAAGCCUCUGAUCAUCACCGGUUCCCGAGACAGUCAACUUAGAGUCUGGCGUCUUCCAGAGGUCGGGUCUCGUCGAUACAUCCAAACAGGGCCCCCAGCUCACGAGUCGGACUGCCCUUACUUCAUUCGCGUCCUCGCUGGCCACACCCACUCGGUCCGAGCCAUCUCUGCUCAUGGCGACACUCUCGUCAGUGGAUCUUACGAUAGCACCGUCCGCGUCUGGCGCAUCAGCACUGGCGAGGCUCUUCACGUACUCCACGGACAUUCGCAGAAGGUGUACUCGGUUGUCCUCGACCAUGAACGCAACCGAUGCAUCUCGGGCUCGAUGGACUCUCUGGUCAAAAUCUGGGAUCUUGCUACAGGUGCUUGCCUGUACACACUUGAGGGGCAUAGCUUGCUCGUCGGUCUACUUGAUCUCCGAGAUGAGCGACUGGUGUCGGCAGCAGCUGACUCGACCCUCCGUAUCUGGGAUCCCGAGAAUGGCAGAUGCCGUAAUACUCUUAUGGCACAUACUGGGGCUAUCACCUGUUUCCAGCACGAUGGCCGCAAAGUUAUUAGCGGCAGCGAGAAGACGGUCAAGAUGUGGGACGUCCGAACUGGCGAGUGUGUCCAGGACCUUCUGAGCGAUCUCAGCGGCGUCUGGCAGGUCAAGUUUGACGAGAGACGAUGUGUGGCUGCUGUCCAGCGGGACCAGCUGACGUAUGUCGAGAUUCUCGACUUUGGAGCUGUUCGAGAUGGCAAGCCCCCGGAGGAACUUGGCAAGCGUAUCCUGCUCAACGAGCCCGAGGUCCGAGCUAUGAUCGAGGAUGAAACUUAG